UCAAUAUGUAUCCUCUCUUUGGUUAAAUGUUAUAAACACCAACGGGAGGAUUAACCUUGUUUCUUCCCUUUAUCCUUUAAUUCCUCCUCCUUGAACAAUAUUCAUAGUUAAGAGGGAAAAUAUUAUUGGAAAGGGGGCCUAAAAAAAAGAUUGAGAUUAAUUUCCAAUAAAGAAAAAGAAAAAAAAAAGAUGGUAGGUAAAAAAGUCGUGAUUUCAUUUGUCUCUUUGAUUCUUCUGGUAGGUGUAAUUGUGGGAGUAGUAGUCGUUGUGCACAAAAAUGGGGACAAAGAUGGUGGUAAAACCACCAAUGUUCAAAAGAAAAAAGUAGAUGAAUUUUGUCUACCCACAGCAUAUAAAGAUGCUUGUGUAAAGAGCCUUGAUAAAGUUGCACAUAACGAGUCUGCCACUAUGAAAGACUAUAUAAUGGCUGCUUUUGAUGCCACUGUGGAAGAAAUAAAAAAAUCUCAACACGAAACUGGAAAAACUAAUGUUGACAAAGAUAAAGAUCCUUACAACCAUAUGGCAUUAGAAGAUUGCAAAGAGUUAUUACAAUAUGCAGUCGAAGAGCUCGAAUCGACCCUCAAAGUUGUCUCGGACAAUGAAAUGAAAUCCCUACAAGAAAAAGUGUACGACAUUCUGAACUGGGUCAGCGCGGUCUACUCGUACCAGAGUGACUGCAUCGACGCUAUUAACAAGCCUGAGUACAAGUCCGCGAUUGAAAAGGGCCUAGUUAAUGCCACACAAUUGACCAACAAUGCCAUCGACAUUGUGGCCAAGAUUUCGUCCACCCUCCAGGACAGUAAUUUUCAGAUACCAGAUGGUUUUAUGAACCGUAAACUCCUUGACGCGAAUUAUCAGAUGGGACAGGAUGGAUACCCCACGUGGUUCCCCGCGGCUGAUCGUAAGCUAUUGGCUGAUUCGCCAACACCUAAUGCAGUAGUGGCUAAGGAUGGUAGUGGACAAUAUAAGUCAGUUGCUGAGGCUAUUAAGGCGUACCCUGACAAACAUCAAGGCAAAUACAUAGUAUAUGUUAAAGCUGGUGAGUAUAAUGAACAGGUGAUUAUCGACAAGAAGCAACCCAACGUGUUUAUCUAUGGAGAUGGCGCGGGGAAAACCAUCAUCACUUCAGACAAAAAUGUCAAAAUCGCGCUAUACAGCACCCAGGACAGUGCUACAGUUAGUGCCGUGGGACAAGGGUUCAUUGCCAAAGGAAUCACCUUCCGAAACACAGCCGGUCCACCAGGGGAACAAGCCGUGGCACUUAGAAUCCAAGGCGAUAUGUCAGCUGUUUUCGAUUGCAACAUCGAAGGCUAUCAAGACACCUUAUAUUACCAAACUCAUCGCCAAUUUUACCGCAAUUGUGUCAUCUCAGGAACAAUUGACUUCAUCUUUGGUAAAGGCACGGCUGUCAUCCAGGAUUCCACAAUCAUCUUGCGAAAGCCCGGUGUUGGCCAAAAAUGGAACACAAUCACCGCGGAUGGAAGAGAAGUUCAGUCACAACCAACGGGAUUGGCAUUGCAAAAUUGCAAAAUCACCGCGGAAAAUGAACUACUUUCCACUAAGAUCGUUGAAAACUACUUGGGACGACCGUGGAAGGCGUAUUCGACAAAUGUGGUCAUGGAGAGUGAAAUUGGUGAUUUUAUUAAGCCAGAAGGAUGGAUGAUUUGGGACAAGGAACAAUUUCAUCAGACAUGUGAAUGUUAUGAAUAUGGUAACAAAGGACCUGGUGCAGGUACAAGUGCAAGGAACAAGUUGUUCAAGAACUUUAAGGUACUUAGUCAACAAGAAGCAACUAAGUAUACUGCAGGUGCUGUUUGGUUCAGAGGAAAUGAGUGGUUGGCUGGCACGGGUGCACCUUUUUACCUUGGUCUAGGUGGAAAAUAAAAACAAAACAAAACAAAAUGUUGAUCGUACAAAAAAAAAGUUUUUGGACAACAUAUCUCAUUUUUGUGAAUGUAAUGCAUAAACAAAGACAUUAAUCUAAACAUGUUAUUUUGUUAUU
Messenger RNA from Lycium barbarum (goji berry), 2002 nucleotides. RefSeq names its product pectinesterase-like. The transcript is spliced from 2 exons. The record is from RefSeq and is a predicted model, not a curated record. Gene Ontology annotation, biological process: cell wall modification. Bases 190 to 1884 code for a protein of 564 amino acids. Lineage: Eukaryota; Viridiplantae; Streptophyta; Magnoliopsida; Solanales; Solanaceae. Gene Ontology annotation, molecular function: pectinesterase activity; pectinesterase inhibitor activity.